AUGCUCUCCGACCGAAAACACACGGUCAGCUACGCAAUUGACUUGCUUCGAGCCCAUCAAAUCCGCCGCGAGAACCUAUUUUUGCAUGAAGAGUUGAAGAGCUGUCGCAAAGAGAUCGCUAACCUACACGAGAAGGUGAAGGAUGCCAGGACGGCUAUCCAAGCCAGUCACGACGCUUCCGAGAAGACACGGUGCACGUUGGAGGAACAGAACAUACGCUUGAUUGAUCAAGGCGAUGGUCUUCAGGCUCUCCAACAAGGGUACGACACGAUACAAAGUGAGGUUUCAUCUCUGAAGACCACGUACAAUCAGGGUCUUGAACACACUCAGGCGCAGUGGGAACGGCUCAACAAAGAGAUUGACACUGUGAGAACCAAUUGUCAAAAUGUCGCAGACGUCCGACAGAAGCAUGAAGGAAUCAUGGCCUCGCUCACGAGGUUGGAACACACCAUGGUUGGCAAAGCAGAUGCCUCGGUCGUUGAAGCGCUUGCGGUGCAAGUCAACGAGCUCCCGGGGCCGCCACCAGCAGCAGGUGGCUCGUCGGCUUCGGUCAGUCGCAUAGAAGAUAGCUUCGAGCCUCAGUUGUCUCCUUGUGUACCAGGGAACAAUAUGGUCCAGAUCCGAGAUUCGCAAGGCGGCCGGCCUCCAGGAAGGACAGAGACACCGCACGAGCAACAUUGGCCGGAUCACCUGCAUAGAAGAGAGGCGACCUUACCAGACGACCUGGAUCUCGACGAGAAUGCGAACACUUUCAGCUACGUUGGCCACCAAACAGCGGCCCAUCAAGAGGAGAUUGACACAUUGCAAACAUUGCCACAACCCGACAUGCACACCUCUCAGUUAGCCCGAGUCAAUCUCCUUCGGCAAAGAAGGUUUGACGAUUGGGAGUACUAUUACUCUCAGGGCUUGACGCUCAUCGAGGCUCUUCCACGUACCUUUGAGGAGACGAUUGUGCGGAACUUCAUCAACGGCAUGUUCCUAGAGGCUCAACGAAAGCAGUGCCAACAGUUGCUGGACGCGAAGGGGUGGACAUGGGACAACGUAGUCCUGUUUGGGAAAGUAUGCUCCCAACUGUCCACCGGAAGCGAAGCAGGCACAUUGGUGGAAAACGCUGAAGCGUCCAAGUCCUCGAGAAAACUCACAGAGGCCCUGGGUAGGCUUGGGAAGUCGAAAGCACAGCGAAAGGAGAGAGCCCACAGGAAAAUAAAGGCUUUGGGAUGUCAACCUGGGGCCGAUACUGGACCGUUACGUCGAAGCCAGCGGCUGGUAGAAAAAGAGGACCGAAAUCAAAGACAAUCGAAGCAACCCCGGGCAGGGUCGAGGCCGCCUGAUGCACCCUUACCAAGAGCUUGCGGAAUGACUGGUACGACGAAGUUGGGUACAAGAUCUGAGAUCGCCCAACCAGCCCUCAGACAACGAGCAAUGCAGCAGAACAAUCCUUCUCCCCGAGUCCAGGAUUCAUCAGCUGAAGUGGCUGUAGAGCGACAAGGUCAAUUGGAUCAAGUUAUGGCUGGUGUCCAGCCGGUCGAGAUCGUGGUACCGGCGCAAAAUUCGGACACUGCCCCCGGCAAAGACAGUGGUGUACCCGAGUCAGUACGCCCACCACCGAUCAUAGCGGGAAAGAUGCUGUCGAAGCCAGCUGUUUUUGAUCUACAGCGAAAGAGGGCAGGUCCAGUGCGAUCGAUCCCGCGACUCGUGCCACACAAAAGGCGGGUAGCUGAGUCUGCAGGAGAAAGUAGCAACGAUGAAGGAUUUCUGCGGAAGCCUCAGGCGUUGAAAGAUCUCGGCUGGGGAAUCAAGGGAACGAAGCAGAAGAAGCAGGAGAAACGACACCUUCCGCUACCACCUCCUCCAGAGAUCCCCAUUCUACCCACAUCAAGUGAGGAAUAG
Molecule: messenger RNA, 1890 nt
Organism: Capronia epimyces CBS 606.96
Lineage: Eukaryota; Fungi; Ascomycota; Eurotiomycetes; Chaetothyriales; Herpotrichiellaceae
Exons: 2
Coding region: 1-1890 (629 amino acids)
Source: RefSeq, a predicted model, not a curated record